AUGUCCUACUUCCUGCUCGGCCCGCAGUGUGGCCCGAUCCUGGGCCCCGUCGUGGGCGGCGCGCUGGCCGGCGGCCCGUCGUGGCGGUGGAUCUUCGGCUUCUUGGCCAUGCUCGCCGCCGCGCUGUGGCUGGCCAUCCUGCUGCUGCUGCCCGAGACGCUGCGCGCGCGCGUCGGCAACGGCCGCGUCGUCGCGGAUCGCUGGCUGGUGUGGCCGCUGCGCGCCUCGUCGCCGCGCGCGCCCGAGCCCGAGCGUGGCCCGCCGCCGCCCAAGCCGUCGCUGGCCGGCUACUGGCGCCUGUUCGCCUACCCGCCCAUCGGCAUCGUGUGCCUCAACACCGCCGUGCUGUACGCCUCGUACUUCUGCAUCGCCGUGCAGCUGCCCGCCGCCCUGCAGGGCGUGUACCGCUGGUCCACCGCCAGCGUCGGCGCCGGCUACCUCGUCGUCGGCAUCGCCAUGGUCCUCGGCUCGCUCUCCGGCGGUCACUUCUCCGACUGGCGCCGCGCUCGCAUCGCCCGCCUGCGCGGCGAGCACACGGUCACGCCGGAGAUCCGCCUGCUCGAUCAGAUCUGGGGCGUGCUGCUGUGCGCGGCCGGUUUGCUGAUGUUUGGCUGGUUCGUCGACCGCGCCGUGCACCCUGCCGCCACGCUGGUGUCGACUUUUCUAAGUGAGUUGGUCCCAAGACCUCGAUAUUGUGAAGAACUUGACACAUUAACCUCUCCGAUAACUACAGCCGGCUUUGGCAUGUCGUGGAUCUUCGUGGCCUCCAACGCCUUCCUGACCGAGUGCAUCGCCCAGCAGGCCGCCGCCGCUUUUGCCCUUGGCAACAUGCUGCGCAACCCCGCCGCCGCCGUCGCUGCCGCCAUCAUCGAGCCGUUGGUCCGCCGCAUGGGCUGGGGCUGGUGCUUCACCGGCCUCUCCCUCCUGAACCUCGUCGGCGUCGGCGCCUCCGUCACCGUCCUGCGCCUCAAGUCGAGCGGCUGGCGCGAGCAGCGCCAGGCCCGCAUGGCCGCCGCUGCGAAGAGCAAGAGCUGA
Molecule: messenger RNA, 1035 nt
Organism: Ophidiomyces ophidiicola
Lineage: Eukaryota; Fungi; Ascomycota; Eurotiomycetes; Onygenales; Onygenaceae
Gene: DTR1
Product: Dityrosine transporter 1
Exons: 2
Coding region: 1-1035 (344 amino acids)
Biological process (GO): amine transport; transmembrane transport
Molecular function (GO): amine transmembrane transporter activity
Source: RefSeq, a predicted model, not a curated record